Messenger RNA from Exophiala bonariae, 1602 nucleotides. RefSeq lists its product as uncharacterized. The transcript has a single exon. Gene Ontology annotation, molecular function: flavin adenine dinucleotide binding; N,N-dimethylaniline monooxygenase activity; NADP binding. The coding region runs from base 1 to 1602 and encodes 533 amino acids. NCBI's taxonomy places the organism in Eukaryota, Fungi, Ascomycota, Eurotiomycetes, Chaetothyriales, Herpotrichiellaceae. The record is from RefSeq and is a predicted model, not a curated record.
AUGGCGGGUAUACCUAAUCUACCGACUGAAUCCGAGACGUCUCGUGUUGAACCCUUUACCGUCCCCAAUGGCGUGACAAAUGGUACUUCACAGACCAAUGGCGUUAGUGGCUCCUCUGAUGACAUUGUUACCGAUGUUCUCAUCAUUGGCGGCGGCUUCGGUGGCAUGUAUGGCUUGUACCAGUUGCGUCAGCUCGGACUUAGUGUGACUCUUUUCGAAGCGGGCUCCGACUUCGGGGGGACAUGGCACUGGAAUCGCUACCCAGGCGCCCGAGUCGACAGCGAAACGCCUUUCUAUAGCCUUUCAAUUCCCGAGGUCUAUAAGGAUUGGACAUUUACAGAACGUUAUCCUGAUCACGCAGAGCUGAGACGGUAUUUCAAGCAUGUCGAUAAGGUUCUCGACCUGAGGAAAGAUGCACAUUUCAGUACGAUCGUUGUGGAAGCUAGAUAUUCUCCGGAACAGGCUCGCUGGCACGUAAGGACCGAGGAUGGUCGCCUCGCCAAUGCAAGAUAUCUCGUCUCCGCAACAGGCUCAUCUUAUAAAAAACAUUUCCCAGACUUCAAGAAUCUUGACAGCUACAAAGGCAAAUUAAUCCACAGCGCUGCAUACCCGGAGACCGGCCUCGACUUCAAGAACAAGAAAGUUGCAAUAAUCGGCUCGGGUGCGACGGGGGUGCAACUUGUACAAGAAAUAGCACAAGAAGAUUGCGACUUGACAGCAUUUGUGCGCACGCCUAACAUAUCCAUACCGAUGAGGCAACGCAAGCUGACCCAGGAAGAGCAAGACUCGAUGAAAUCUUAUUACCAUUCACUCUAUUACUCUGCUAAAAGAUCUCGAACGGGAUUUCCAUACCAUGCAGCCCCAAAAGGCUAUCACGAAACUACGCCCAAAGAACGCCAUACAUACUACGAACAGCUAUGGAAAAGAGGUGGUUUUAGCUUUCUACUGUCUUGUUAUCCGGAGUUCUUCGUCGACCGCGUUUUAAAUCGCGAGAUCUAUCAGUUUUGGGCAAGUAAGACACGCGAAAGGAUCAGGGAUCCUUUUAAGCGUGACAUCAUGGUACCCUUGGAACAGCCACACUGGCUUGGAACCAAGCGUGGCUCCCUCGAACAGAACUAUUACGAGAUGUUGGAUCGUGAUAACGUUACGGUUGUGGACUUGAAGCGAACACCGAUUAUCGAGUUUGAAGAGACGGGCAUUCGCACCUCAGAAAAGCUAUUGGAGUUCGAUAUUAUUAUCUUUGCUACUGGAUACGACGCUCUCACUGGUAGCCUCAAGGAUUUAGGUUUAAUUGACACAGAUGGUGUCCCACUGAGAGAGCGAUGGAGUACGGGCACAUAUACCUACCUAGGCUUGUCGAUUCCAAAACUUCCUAAUUUCUUUAUGGUUUACUCGCCGCAGGCACCAACACCUCUGGCAAAUGGACCUGCCAUCAUCGAGAUACAGGUCGAAUGGGUUGCGAAUGCCAUUUGUAAGAUGGAACAAACAGGCGUCAAGUAUAUUGAUGCACAGAAGAGCUCCGCCGAGCGUUGGCGGGAGGAGAUUCAGAAGUUCAGCGAUCAGACUCUAUUCCCGGAGUCGAAGAGUUGGUACAUGGGGUAA